This is a messenger RNA of Emiliania huxleyi CCMP1516, 561 nucleotides long. RefSeq lists its product as hypothetical. The transcript has 3 exons. Gene Ontology annotation, cellular component: membrane. NCBI's taxonomy places the organism in Eukaryota, Haptophyta, Isochrysidales, Noelaerhabdaceae. Gene Ontology annotation, biological process: monoatomic ion transport. The record is from RefSeq and is a predicted model, not a curated record. The annotation marks the transcript as partial.
AUGGCCGCAGGAAGCGCGGGGGAGGGCGCUGGGAGCAACACGGAGCUCCGUUGGACUGAAAAGUCCAACGCGCUCGUCGGUGACGGUGUCCUCCAACCUGCGCCGCGCUCGGCGAACCUCGACAGCGCCUUCGAUGGCAUGCAGCUCUUUGCGAGGGCUGAAGCAAACAGGUACCCGGCGAUCGCGAUCACGUGCACCGUAAGGCGGCAAUGCGGCUAUUUCUUGUACAACGUCGUCGCUCCGAUGGGGAUGAUCUCCUUCCUCUCGAUCGCCACCGCCUUCACCAUGGCCGAACCGAGCGACCGCAUCGCGACACAGCUCGCGUUGCUCCUAACGGCGGCUGCCUACAAGUUGGCGAUUACCGCGAUGGUUCCCGCGGUGAGCUACUUGACGCUUCUUGACCGUUACAUUGGCGAGCAGUGCCUGUAUUUGAUGGUUGUGACCAUUGUGACUUCUCUCUUUGGGAUGCGAUCGGGCCCAAUUCCUAUUGUCCACGACGUCGAACUACUCGGCCACGAGGCAGACCUGUACUCGCUCUACCUCCUGCUCGGCAUGUGGUUU